UUAUCCAGUAAAAAUCGAUUUCCGAGAUAGAAAUAAUAAAAAAAUAAAAAAGCCAGCGAACCAACGCAACAAAACAAGUUGAUUGGUCUGCGGUAAGAAAUUACGCUGGUCCAGGAUGGCGGAUUUCCAAUUGCUUAAACUGCACCAAUGACGUGGAUGCUCCCAAGGCUGUCCCCCAGGCCAAAGAGCCACAGCCAAGUCAUGGGAGGUAUAUUUUCAAAAACUUGACGGUACUUUAACUUCGCGGGCUCUCCGCGAGACAAAGGCCGUAAAAAAGCUUCAAUUCCAGCUGUGCUGGUUCGCCUCCCAAUGCCACUACCGAAAAACCCCCACUCCAUUUCAGAACCAUCCAUUCUCAUUUACCAAAAUACCCUCCAAGCCACCAUCCUUGAUCCAUUCAUGUGCGCAAAGCAAGUCUACCAGAAAUUCCACUUCAGAUACCGAAUACAUACAAACGUCCAUUUCCGCCAUUUCAAAUAAUAAACCCUCAGCCGCCACUUUCCCCAAAACCUCGCCCUCUGCAACGCGUCGUUGCAGUAAUGGCGGCAUUGUGAACAUGAAGAAGAGAAUAGGGUGGAAGUACAGAGAAAUGGUCGGGUUCUCCGCCUUCGUGUCUCUCCUCCUCUUCUACGCCUCGCUGGCGACGUCGCUGACCACCGACGGCCUCGCCCUACUCGCCCUCAAGUCGGCCAUCUCCUCCGACUCGACCGGUGCCCUUGACGCCUGGAUCGACUCCGAUCCGGACCCCUGCGGCUGGCUCGGCGUCACUUGCCACGGCGGUCGGGUCACCGCCCUCGCCCUCUCCAACCGCUCCCUCGAAGGCUACCUCCCCUCCGAGCUCUCCCUCCUCUCCUCCCUCCAGAUCCUCUCCCUCCCCCGCAACAGCCUCUCCGGCCCUAUUCCCGCCACCAUCACCGCCCUCCGGAGUCUCGCCGCCCUCGAUCUCUCGCACAACAACCUCUCCGGCCCGAUCCCCGCCGAGAUCGGCGCCUUGAACUCCCUCUCCCACCUCGACCUCUCCUCCAACUUCCUCAACGGCUCCCUCCCUCCGGGGAUCGCCGAUUUGCCGCGGCUCUCCGGCGUGCUCAAUCUGUCCUGUAAUUCGUUCUCCGGCUGGAUACCGCCUGCUUUCGGCACCAUUCCAGUCGCAGUGAGUCUCGACCUCCGGCAGAACAACCUCUCCGGCGAGAUCCCCCAGGUCGGAUCGCUUGUCAACCAGGGCCCCACCGCCUUUGCUGGAAACCCCGGCCUCUGCGGGUUCCCGCUCAAGAAUCCGUGCUCCGGCGGCGCCAACAAGCAAGAUCCCACGAUUCCUCUUUCGAACCAUAAUUUUAACCCAAGCUCCCCCACUUCCCGCCCGAUUGAGGCGGAGAAGCGGCUGCGACCGGCGAUGACGGUCCCGAUCCUCGCCGGCGUCGUCCUGGCCGCCAUUUUCUCGAUCUUAGUGCUCCAGUGGCAGUUCCGCCGGAGGUGCGCCGUCGGGAAGGGCAAGGCGGCGAAAAAGGGCAAGGGCGGCUCCGCGGCUGCGACGGAGGACCGGCGGGAGGGGCAGAGCGAGGAGAUCUACGUCGCGGUGGACGGCAGAUUCGACCUCGAGCUGGAGGAGCUCCUCCGGGCCUCCGCCUACGUGGUGGGGAAGAGCCGGGGUGGGAUCGUGUACAAGGUGGUGGUGCGCCCGGGGUCCGCCUUGGCGGUGCGCCGCCUCAGCGAGGCCGCCGAUGGUGAAGGCGACGGCGACGAUUGGCGCCGGCGGAGGGCGUUCGAGUCGGAGGCGGCGGCCAUCGGCCGGGCGAGGCACCCCAACGUGGUGAGCCUCCGCGCCUACUACUACGCCCCCGACGAGAAGCUCCUCAUCUACGACUACGUCCCCAACGGCACCCUCCACGCCGCCCUCCACGGCGGACCGCUGAAUCCAACGGUGCCGGCGCUGCCGUGGACGGCGAGGCUGGCGAUAGUGCAGGGGGUGGCCCGGGGGCUAGCUUACCUCCACGAGUGCAGUCCCCGGAAGUCUGUCCACGGGAACAUCAGGUCCUCGAAGAUCCUCCUCGACGACGAGCUCCAGCCGUACAUCUCCGGCUUCGGCAUCUCCCGCUUCAUCUCGGGGACCCAGAAGUUCACCCGCUCGGGGUCCAAGAAGCUCGUGGGCGCGUCCGGGCGGGGGCCCCACGCGGCGUAUCUGGCGCCCGAGGCGCGGGCGCCGGGGGCAGCGGCGACCCAGAAGGGCGACGUGUACGCAUUCGGGGUGGUGGUGAUGGAAGUGGUGACGGGGCGGCCGGCGGCGGGCUGCGGUGACGGGGAGGGGGAGUUGGAAGGGUGGGUGAGGCGGGCGUUCGGGGAGGAGCGGCCGCUGUCGGAGGUGGUGGACCCGGCGCUGCUGCACGAGGUGCACGCCAAGAAGCAGGUGCUGGCGGUGUUCCACGCGGCGCUCGGGUGCACCGAGCCCGACCCGGAGCUGAGGCCCAGGAUGAGGGUCGUGGCCGAGAGCCUCGACCGAGUCGGCUCGGCGCGCUGAGUGAACGAGGGUCCCGUCGGUAGUUCGAUUGCCCGCUGGGUCCGUCGGUGUUGAUGGUGGUGGUUUGGAAGGGGAAACUGUAGUGAUAUGGUGAUGUUUCUCUGAGGAAACCAUGUUCUCACAUUACUACCAGUGCAGUUCUUUUAUUUCAUAUUGCGG
This is a messenger RNA of Phoenix dactylifera (date palm), 2671 nucleotides long. Its product is annotated as receptor protein kinase-like protein ZAR1. Gene Ontology annotation, biological process: protein phosphorylation. Gene Ontology annotation, molecular function: protein binding; ATP binding; protein kinase activity. NCBI's taxonomy places the organism in Eukaryota, Viridiplantae, Streptophyta, Magnoliopsida, Arecales, Arecaceae. The record is from RefSeq and is a predicted model, not a curated record.